Dendronephthya gigantea is the source of this 366-nucleotide messenger RNA. RefSeq names its product sepiapterin reductase-like. Gene Ontology annotation, biological process: tetrahydrobiopterin biosynthetic process. Bases 64 to 366 code for a protein of 100 amino acids. The record is from RefSeq and is a predicted model, not a curated record. Gene Ontology annotation, molecular function: sepiapterin reductase (NADP+) activity. The transcript is spliced from 3 exons. Lineage: Eukaryota; Metazoa; Cnidaria; Anthozoa; Malacalcyonacea; Nephtheidae.
AACUAUUUCUAUACAACAAGAAACUACGUGAUCAACAUAUCGUCCAUAUGUGCCAUUGAACCAAUGCCAUCUCUGGCCUUUUACUGCGCUGGCAAAGCAGCACGGGACAUGUUCAACCAAGUCUUGUCCCAAGAAUCAAGAGACACAAGAGUCCUGAACUACGGACCAGGAAGAAUGAAAACAGAAAUGUUUCAUGAUAUUUUGAGCAAUACUGACUGCGAGGACACCAGAGAAAAGUACACGCAACUAAGAGAACAGAACAUGGUGGUGGAGCCUAGAACCUCUGCUGAUAAGCUGGUGCUGAUGUUGAAACAAGAUCGCUACAAAUCAGGCGAUCAUAUAGAAUUUCUUGACAGGAUGCCCUGA